UCAAUUAGUCGGGUUCCUUAUACAAAGCACAAACAUACAGGGAGAUUUAUUUUUAGAGAAAAUCCGUCCCCGUCCAGACAGGAAGCUCUCCGAAAAUCUAAUGAAGAGCGCAGCGGUCAUGCCGAGUUGUUAGUCACAACGUAACAUCGGUUAACAAAAAAGCCUCUCUUUCACUGCGAGUCUGAGGUUUUGACGACUGCAAAAAGACGAGACCUUCCAAUUUUUUUUUGUUGUUUUUUGUUGUUGUAGUGCUGUAACUGUAGCCCCGCUCUAUCUCUGCUGGACGGUGUCCAGCCCGAAGAGCCUCUUUGCCCUGCCCUCAGGCCUCCUCAGCUCGUGGAUCUCGGUGCGGAGGAACGCCUCUUUGGUGGCUGUGACAGGGAGAAUUAGGCAAGAGAUGCGGGUUCACUUGCCCUGCGUAGGGGCUUAUCUUGGGCUAAGCUGAGGGACUAAUAGCAAAGCCAGCCUCCGCUCCAGCCGGUCUGAGGGCACAGGGAGCCAUCUGUCCACUCAGUGGAUAACUGACAACAAAGGGGGCAAACAUUGAGCACGGACUACAAACUAAAAGACCGUUCAUUCCGGAGAUACCACAAAAUAAAGGAGAGGAGCAAUUAUUUUAUACACAAGGUGUGGAAUGGCGGCAGUGAUUUCUGUCGGUUUGUAGUGUUUACUUUAAAGCUCAUCAGAAAAAAAACACACACACGCCGAGAAUGUCUGACAAGGAAGAAAUGGCUUCAGAUGGGAGUCUGAAUGUGACACUGACGCUGAGGCUGCUAAUGCACGGAAAGGAAGUUGGCAGCAUAAUUGGGAAGAAAGGAGAGACGGUGAAGAAGAUGAGGGAGGAGAGUGGCGCUCGCAUCAACAUAUCAGAGGGAUCGUCUCCGGAGAGAAUAGUUACCAUCACGGGACCUACGGAGGGCAUCUUCAGAGCGUUCUCCAUGAUCGCACAGAAGUUUGAGGAGGAUAUUACAGCAGCAAUGACAAACAGCACUGUGACAAGCAAGCCACCUGUGACACUCCGGCUGGUUUUCCCAGGGAGCCAGUGUGGUUCACUGAUUGGCAAAGGAGGCUCGAAGAUCAAAGAGAUCAGAGAGACCACGGGGGCUCAAGUUCAGGUGGCUGGAGACAUGCUGCCGGACUCUACGGAGAGGGCUGUCACAAUCUCCGGCACUCCACAGGCCAUCACCCAGUGUGUAAGACACAUCUGCUCUGUAAUGCUGGAGUCUCCACCAAAAGGAGCGACUAUUCCCUACCGUCCCAAGGUCAUAGCUGCAGGAGCUCAUGCAGUUUUAGCCCCACAACACGGUGCACAAGCCUUUGCAAUUCCAGGACAGUACGCUUUUGCACAUCAAGAUUUGACCAAGCUUCACCAGUUGGCUAUGCAGCAUAUCCCCCUCCCUUCCCUUGGGCAGAGCAACCCUACCUUCCCUGGUUUGGAUGCAUCUGCCGCCACAAGUUCACAAGAGCUGGCAAUACCUAAUGAUUUUAUUGGCUGCAUAAUUGGAAGACAAGGCAGCAAGAUCAAUGAGAUUCGCCAGGUCUCUGGAGCUCACAUCAAAAUUGCCAGCGCCACUGAUGGCUCAGCCAUGCGCCAAGUCACGAUCACAGGCUCGCCGGCCAGCAUCAGCGUGGCCCAGUACCUCAUCAGCGCCAGCUUAGAGAUGGCUAAGUACACCAUGCAGGCCGCUUCCUCUGCGACCCCAGUUGACCUCAACAUGAGCUACUCUCAGUCUGCUCCCACUGCCUCCACUGCUGCUACCUCUAUGGCCGUCCUGGCGGCCUCCACCCCAGCCCCCACCACCAUUAACGUCCACUCUCCCUCCACCUUACCAGCCAUCCAAAACCCACACUACGCCGUCCCUGUUUCCAGCCUGCUUGGCAUGAAAACUCUACCCCUCCUGACUAUGCACCCGGCAGCCGCUUCCAGCCUAGCGCAGGGUUUAUCCCCUUACACCGCAAAAAUGCCAACCUCUGGGGUCAAAAAAUCUGACCGGCAGAAGUUCGCUCCUUAUUGAUGCCUCCUUUCUAAAUCUGGUUAGUGUAGCUGACUGAUAAGGCGGCAUUAAACGAGGAAAGGCUUUAAAAAUAGCUUACUCAACUGGGUACAAUUCGCAAGUGUAACAUUUAUUUUCCAUAAAUCAGGAGGCUGUAGACAGAGACUGAAACUAUGCUAGCAUAAAAGCAUGCCGUCAUCGAUUAAAAAGGCAGCAGAAGUGCAUAUUAACUCAGUAUUAUUUUAUGGACAUGCAUAACGAUUCAUGUGGGUAACUCAGGCUAGUAUCCAAGUAAAAGAUAUUUUUACAAAAGGAUUCAUUAUUUCAGAGCUUUAUAUGAAGAUUUACUCCAGGAGGUGUCUUUUCAACAAUGCAGAUUUUGACUUAGUUUUAUAUUUGUGUAGUUUUUUUGUUAGAAAAUGCAAGCUAGUAUUAAAAGACGUGGUGCUUUGUUGGCAGCAGGCUGUUAAAAUGUUGUGUACAAUAGAAGUCGGUAUGUUAAGGAUUUUAACAAGGAUUCCUCCAAUUUUCUGUCAUAUUUCCCCCCCUUUUCUUUCCACUGUAGGCUCUCAUCAGUGCUAACAGGCUUGGGUGUUCUGUAGUAGCAUUGCACUGUUGCAGUUCUGAUGGGAUUAUCUUAAAGCCACAUUGGAUUCUAGCGGAUUUCCCUCUACACAGUAAUCCUGUAGAGUGGGGCCGGCCUAACAAACUCAUUUACUGGUUCUGUACUCUAGCUUGUUUCUUGUUUAUUCUCCAGCCUGAACAAGAGGAAACGCUUCAACUUUGCGCAUCCGAAAUGGGCACUGAUCAAUUACUUUGAUAAAUGUUUUAUUCAUGUGUUCCUGGCGUGGGCCCGGCCGCCAAACAAUGCGCAUUUGCAAUAUUUCUUGAUGAAAUGACUUUGAAAUAAAUGUGACUUUUUAUGAAUGAA
Messenger RNA from Mugil cephalus (flathead mullet), 2925 nucleotides. RefSeq lists its product as uncharacterized. Bases 711 to 2015 code for a protein of 434 amino acids. Lineage: Eukaryota; Metazoa; Chordata; Actinopteri; Mugiliformes; Mugilidae. The record is from RefSeq and is a predicted model, not a curated record. The transcript has 14 exons. Gene Ontology annotation, molecular function: mRNA binding. Gene Ontology annotation, cellular component: nucleus; cytoplasm. Gene Ontology annotation, biological process: negative regulation of mRNA splicing, via spliceosome.